GGGAGUCUGUGUGUGGGAGAUGCUGCAGCCUCGGUUGCAGUCGUUGCGCACGCAGCGAUCUGUCCAUCAGUCUGUCUGUCCACUGGUGUCUCCGCACCGUAGAGUCGGGGUGUCAGAGGGUGCCCGCGAGUCCCAGCCAUGCCGGCGGGAGCUGCCCUUGGGGCUGUGCUGCUGGCGGUGCUGCUGGCGGGACCGCGGGGUGCCAAGGGGCGCCUGCUGAGCGGGCAGCUGGUCUGCCGAGGAGGGACCCGAAGGCCUUGUUAUAAAGUCAUUUAUUUCCAUGAUGUUUCUCGAAGGCUGAACUUUGAGGAAGCCAAAGAAGCCUGCCGAUGGGAUGGGGGCCAGCUAGUCAGCAUUGAGUCUGAAGAUGAGCAGAGACUGAUAGAAAAGUUCAUUGAAAACCUCUUGGCAUCUGAUGGUGACUUCUGGAUUGGACUCAGGAGGCGUGAGGAGAAAAAAAGCAAUAGCACAGCCUGCCAGGACCUUUAUGCUUGGACUGAUGGCAGUACAUCAAAAUUUAGGAACUGGUAUGUGGAUGAGCCUUCCUGUGGCAGCGAGGUCUGUGUGGUCAUGUACCAUCAGCCAUCAGCACCUGCUGGUAUCGGAGGCCCCUAUAUGUUCCAGUGGAAUGAUGACCGAUGCAACAUGAAGAACAAUUUCAUUUGCAAAUACUCUGAUGUGAAACCAACAGCUCCUUCUAUGAGGCCUGGAGGUGAGAGAACAGACCCAAUAACACCCACACUUGCAGAAGAAACACAAAAAGAAGAUACCAAAGAAACAGUUAAAGAAAGCAAAGAUACUGCCUUGAAUCUUGCCUACAUCCUUAUCCCCAGCAUCCCCCUUCUCCUUCUCCUUGUGGUAACCACAGUGGUGUGUGCAGCAUGGAUCUCUAGAAGGAGAAAACGGGAGCAGCCAGACCCGAGCACAAAGGAUCAACACACCAUCUGGGCCUCUCCUCACCAAGAACCCAGCCCAGACCUGGAGGUUUACAACAUCAUAAGAAAACAAAGUGAAGCAGACUUAGCUGAGCCCCGACCAGACCUGAAGAACAUUUCAUUCCGGGUGUGUUCAGGAGACGCCACUCCUGAUGACCUAUCUUGUGACUAUGACAACAUGGCGGUGAACCCUUCAGAAAGCGGGUUCGUGACACUGGCAAGCAUGGAAAGUGGAUUUGUGACCAACGACAUUUAUGAGUUCUCCCCUGACAGAAUGGGGAGGAGCAGGGAGUGUGGAUGGGUGGAAAAUGAAAUAUAUGGUUACUAGGAGGUGUGAACAAAACUUGAACUGUUGAUGGGAAAGAAAAAAAAAAGCAAAAUACUUCCCAUGAGGAAAAUGCCCAGAAAGUCUAUGAAAAUGCUUAGAUCAGCUCCUAGGGUUGAGCAUGUGAUCCCCAUUAACUCUAGAUGGGUCCCCAAGUUCUGACUGCAUUUCUUAUUCCAGUCUUCCACCCAGUUUGACCUUAUGAGAAAGGCACUUUGCUAAAGACGUGUCCCAGGUGCCCAGCUUGACCUGACAUAUUGUAGAUUAUCAUUUAAAUGUCAGUAGACUGGUCACAUCUGAUGUCCAAGGGACAUUGCUUGAACUAGCAGGGAUAAGGGUUUAGUGUGGAAACCCCAGUUUCAUUUUCUAUUUUCCUUUCUGUGUACAACAGCACACAUAACCACAAAGAGACAGAAAAUAGACUUUUUUUUUCUCAAAGCCCAUGUGUGGCAGCCAAAGGCUGACCUGCAUCUCAGCAACUCUCCUAUCUGAGUUAUUUUGUUUUGUUUUCAUAGAAUAAAAUCAAAUAAGAAAGCAGGAAGAAGAAUAUUAGCCAGUCUGAAUCUAUGGCCCUUCCUCUGCCCUCAGCCUCAGGGGACCUUUUUCCCUUUCUCCUUACAUCUAAACAUAGAAAUAACUAUCUUGGAAAUACUUUUUGAACUAAAAAUGAAAUUUGUGUCUCUGCUUUGGGGCUUAUUUGUGCUCCUAGCCCUGACAGCACCGUGUUUUAUGUGCCUGUUUUGCUGCCACAUCAACCUACUGCUAAUAACAAUCCUUUUACUUUGGCUUCAGAGACUUGAUAACUUCAAAUGUUUUUGGUCUUUCAUUUAGAGAAAAGUUCCUUAGCCCAGGAUCAGUUAUGGGCACUUGGAAGGUUUGAAAGCCAUCAUUUCACUCCCACAAGCAACCUCUAUCAGCUUAACAACCCGCCAUUGUAACCUUUCCUCUUACACCUUACCUUUCAAAAACUUGGCAGCUGUGUUUCCUAUAUAGAGCCCCAAACUAGACAAAGUUAUCAAUGCAGUGGACCGAAACCUUUUGCCUGACAAUCUAACCACCUGGGCCACAGAAGAGUGUGGGUAACUAACAUGCCUUUUCUUCCUGCCUUGGACAUGUGGUUUAUGGGGUUACAACAGUACGUGCUUCAAAAAGUCCAGGUUCCUACUUUGUUUCCCAUGCUGGCUCUAAAAUCUUUCUCUAAUCUUGUGUUGUGCCCCACCACAUGGACCCCUGAUAGGCAGCAAGCUCUGUGAGUGCAGGAAUCUUAUCUGGCCCUUGGCACCAGCCUUUCUACAACCCUGACAGCACAGUGCAAUGUAGGCAACCGAAGGCUGUAAAAUAUGCACAAUGAAUCCAUCAGACCUAUGUAAAGCUGCCCAAAUAUUUCAGCUGAAAGAUCUGUUGCGCCUGUUUUCUCCUGGAUAGAGACGGUAAUUGGACCAUUUCAGUUUGAAAAGAAUUCCUGUUGCCUAGGAAGAAGGAAUCACUGUGCAAAGUAGACAAGCUGGUGAGGAAUAUUAAAGACUUACUUUAAAUAUAUCA
Dipodomys ordii (Ord's kangaroo rat) is the source of this 2802-nucleotide messenger RNA. It is a transcript of the gene Layn, whose product is annotated as layilin. The record is from RefSeq and is a predicted model, not a curated record. The transcript has 7 exons. NCBI's taxonomy places the organism in Eukaryota, Metazoa, Chordata, Mammalia, Rodentia, Heteromyidae. The coding region runs from base 139 to 1263 and encodes 374 amino acids. Gene Ontology annotation, molecular function: hyaluronic acid binding.